AUGAAACGCGCGAGAAUCGACGGUCCGGACAAGACCCCGUCCUCGGGGGGCCCAGCCGGCCAUCAAGUCCACAUGCCAAAGAUCUCAAGGAAGAUACGCGCUUGUCAGGAAUGCCAAAAUCGUAAGAUUAAGUGCGGCAUUGAGCCCGGCCAGAAUCAGUGCGCCCGUUGCUCCCGCCUAGGUCUGCAGUGUGUCGUCAACAAGAGUCUCCAGACCCUCCUCGACAGCGAAAAUGAGUGGAAGACCAAGAUGGAGAUGCAGCUGCAAGCACUGCAAGCCUCUCUGAACGACGUUCAACGACACAUCGGCAUGCCGCAGCUCGUGCCGCUCCACGGCUAUCACGAGGGCGGGGGCAUGUCUCAGAGUCCAGUGAACCUCGCCGGAUCACAGAGCAGUCCCGGCACCGGUCCAUCACCCAUUCGACCGCCAGACGUCACAGCCAUGACGAGGGAGAAUUCACCAGAAAUUCACACAACACAAGACAAUGGCGAAGACCAGGCGAUAGUGAGCGCGCCAAUGGCCAGCCUCUAUGAGGUCACCAAACUGCGGAACAUCCGGAGCGAUCCGGGGGGCCGGGUCCACCUCCCGUCGAACCGGGCCCAGGAACCCGAUUUCAUUGCGCUGGGCAAAUUUAGCCUCCAAGAGGCGGAGCAGCUUUUCUCCACGUUCCGCAACACUCUUAACGCGUACUUGUGGGGAGGCAUCGCGCUAGUCCACGAUACCCUCGCGGCUACGCGCUUAUCCUCUCCCCUUCUCACCGCGGCCAUCCUCGCCGUAACCGCCCUACACGCCCAGGACGAAGGCCGCGCCUUUGACACAUGCUAUCCCAUCUUUCUUGAGCUGGCGAGCCAGUCCAUGUUUGACCGGUACCACACUCUUGAUGAUGUUCGUGGACUAUGCGUGGGGGCCUUCUACCUGUCUGACCUCAGUUGGAAGUUGAGUGGUCUUGCUGUGCGAAUUGCAACGGAGCUUAACCUUCACCAGUUCUGUGCUAAAGCAUUGAACAACGGAUCACCGCAGUAUGUCGAACAGGCAAGACUAUGGUACUUCCUCUACGUUUGCGACCACCAUUUCAGUAUUGCCUAUGGGAGGCCGCCAGUCAUCAACGAGGACGCUAGUAUUGUCAAUCAUGAAGCUUUUCUGAAGCUGCCUGGUAUCACCCAGGCCGACCAUCGCCUUCACAGUCAAGUUGGCGUUUUCAUCAUCUUGAGUCGCAUGUUCCACACAUUCGGCCCGGACAGAUCAAGACAAGUCGCCAGAACCGAGUUCGUAAAGCUUCAAGAGUUUGACAAUGAGCUUGGUCAUUGGAAAACCAGAUGGGAAACCCGGUUAGAAACGGACAAGCACAUCUCCAAGUAUCCCGCCAAGGGCGUCAUACUUCACUACCAUUUCGCCCGUCUCCUACUCUUCUCCGUCUGCUUACGCGGCCUUAAUGCGUCAAACCCACAAGACCAGUUCGCCGUGUGCGACGAACGCCGCAGCUUCAUCAACACGGCGAUCUCAAGCGCAUCGGCCGCUCUGGAGCUGAUUCUGAACGAUCCAGACAUGCGCAAGGCAGUCAUUGGCGUGCCCUUGUACCUACUGACGACCAUCGCGUACGCCGCCAUGUUUCUGAUGAAGGUAUACAUGCAGUGGAAGCAGGCCAAGGUGGACAUUCACUACGACAAUGUGGUCUCGGUAAUAGAACGGAUCAUCGCUCUCCUGGGAGAGCAGAGCCGUUGUACCCGACAUGUGGCCCAUUACAUCGGCCGCGGCCUCAGCAACAUGCUCGACAAAUUCAAGGAGCGUGGCCCGCAAGAACAGUACUAUGUUGCGAGCGGUCAGCCGGGCGCUGUCGGCAUUCCAGGGCAGGAACCGGAUACGAUUGCGACGAUGAGCGAGGAGGAGAACGAACGGAAGCAGUCCGUCGAGAUGAAGGAAGACAAGAACGCCGUCGCCGUCGACCCUGCGGACAGCGAGCUCGCCGAGGCGCUGAGGAAUUAUGUCCCCGGCACCCAGGAGGAGAAGGCUCUCGUCCGCAAGAUCGAUGCCUACCUGAUGCCGAUUCUCUGGAUCAUGUACAUCCUGAACUAUGUCGACCGCACGAACAUCGGAAAUGCCAAGAUCGCGGGUAUGCAGAAGGACCUCGGCCUCACCGACGACGGCUACGCAUGGGUUCUGUCUAUCUUCUUCUUCGGCUACCUCAUCUGCGAGGUGCCGUCCAACAUGAUCCUCAGCCGUACCCGUCCCUCCAUCUUCCUCCCCGGCAUCAUGCUCGUCUGGGGAGCCCUGAGCGCGCUCAUGGCCAUCUCCAAGAGCUACGGCGCGCUGUUGGGCUUCCGUUUCGUCCUCGGGUGCAUCGAAUCAGGCUUCUUCCCGGGUGUUCUCUUUGUCCUGAGCUGUUUCUACACGAAGAAGGAGCUGGGAAAGAGAUUCGCGAUCUUCUACACCGCAGCCGUUCUGAGCGGUGCCUUCGGCGGCCUGCUCGCCGGCGCAAUCACAUCCAACCUCCACGACGCACACGGCAUCGCCGGCUGGCGCUGGCUCUUCAUCGUCGAGGGCGUCGCGACGGUCGGCGUGGCCAUCGUCGCCUUCUUCGUCAUCCUCGACUACCCGGCCACCGCCAAACAACUAACCCCGGCCCAGCGCCAGCUGGCCACCGUGCGCAUCAUCGCCGACGGCAUCGCGUCCGGCAACACCACCUCCACCACCCGCCUCUCCCACUGGCAGGCCUUCGUCGCGGCCGUCUCGGACCCGCGCACCUGGAUGUUCCUCGUCCUCUUCACGCUCGACGUCGGCGCCGGCACCAUCUCCUACUUCAUCCCCACCAUCACCCUCACCCUCGGCUACGACACCGUCAAGGCGCAGUACAUGACGGUGCCCAUCUACGCCGUGGCCUCCGUCUGCCUCAACAUCAACGCCUGGAGCUCCGACCGCAACGGCGAGCGCCGGUGGCACGUCGCGGCGCCGCUGGCCGUCGGCUUCGCGUGCAGCGUCGUCUGCGCGGCCGUCACCCACGCCGUCGUGCGCUACGUCAUGAUCUGCUUCGUCGCGGCCGGCAUCUGGUCCGCCCUGCCCCUGGUCUUGUCCUGGACCAGCGGCACCAUCAGCAUGCCGGCGGAGAAGCGCGCCAUCGUGCUGGCGCUGGUGAAUGCCUUUGGCAACUUCUCGAGCGUGUACGGGAGCCGGAUCUGGCCGAGCAAGGACGCGCCGCAGUACCACGUCGGUUUUGGUGUGACGGCGGCGUUCUUGGGCGCGGGUAUGAUCAUCGCCGUGUUGAUUCCCAUCAUGAUUAAGAUGGUGAACUGGAAGGGUACGCAGGCGGAGAAGGAGCUUGCUGCGCAGCGGGAGGCCGGGGAGGGCAGCAACUGA
Messenger RNA from Colletotrichum karsti, 3351 nucleotides. RefSeq lists its product as uncharacterized. Lineage: Eukaryota; Fungi; Ascomycota; Sordariomycetes; Glomerellales; Glomerellaceae. Gene Ontology annotation, biological process: regulation of DNA-templated transcription; DNA-templated transcription; transmembrane transport. The record is from RefSeq and is a predicted model, not a curated record. The transcript is spliced from 7 exons. The coding region runs from base 1 to 3351 and encodes 1116 amino acids. Gene Ontology annotation, cellular component: membrane. Gene Ontology annotation, molecular function: transmembrane transporter activity; zinc ion binding; DNA-binding transcription factor activity, RNA polymerase II-specific.